Amphibalanus amphitrite is the source of this 1417-nucleotide messenger RNA. RefSeq names its product C-factor-like. NCBI's taxonomy places the organism in Eukaryota, Metazoa, Arthropoda, Thecostraca, Balanomorpha, Balanidae. The transcript has 7 exons. Gene Ontology annotation, molecular function: oxidoreductase activity, acting on the CH-OH group of donors, NAD or NADP as acceptor. The record is from RefSeq and is a predicted model, not a curated record. Bases 142 to 1029 code for a protein of 295 amino acids.
AUUGUAUUGGUGCAUUUUAACUUGUUUGUGCCAUGAAUGACUAUCAGCUAUGAAAUCAAAAGAGUUGUGGUACAAUUUAUUUUCCAUGACAUGAAUGUGUGAACAUUUUGAAUUUAAUGGGAUAAUAGAUGCUUACUAUGAAUGGAGAUGAUUUUGAGUUUUUCCAUAGUAAUAUCUAUUUUUGUCUUAUUCGCCAACUUGGAAUAUGGGCUAGCAUCUUGCGCAGGUGUUCUGAAUCAAGAAGUCUGUAAGGCAAGUGAGAAACUCAGCCUACUUCAAACAGAUGAUUGCUCAGAACUUCCCAUAAAAGAUCAGCAAGAGAAAAUGGCAGCCCAGAGGACCAUCCUGAUUACAGGCUGCUCUAGGGGAAUUGGUCUUGCCCUGGCAGAGGAAUAUAUCAACAGGGGGUGGCAGGUGCUGGCCACGUGCCGCUCGCCGGAGCGGGCCAAGGAGCUGACUGCGCUGCUGAAGAAGCACCACCAGUCACCGGCCGUCGCCCUGGACACGGCCGACGACGGCACCAUCCUGCGCGCCUUCCAGACGGUGCUGCAGCGCGGCGUCCGGAAACUCGACCUGCUCUUCCACAACGCCGGUAUAUCCGGUCCCGAGGACGUGCUGAAGGCGACGCGCGCCGAGCUGGACGCCACCUUCUCGACCAACGUCUCCGGACCGAUGGUCAUCACGCAGACGUUCCUGCCGCUGCUGAAGGCGGCGCCGCAGCCCAAGUUGGUGUUCAUGUCGACCAUUAUGUCGUCACUGGAGAUGAACAUGGGCGGCGGCAUGAUGGCCUACCGGGUCACCAAGACGGCGCUCAACGGCAUGGUCAGGCAGUUUGCCGGUGACGUGUCGGGUGUGAUCGUGCUGGCCAUGCACCCGGGCUGGGUGCAGACCGACCUGGGUAACUCGGUCGGCCCGGCGCCCCUCUCGCCGGCCGCCAGCUGCCGCGGCAUGUACGACACCAUCGAGGGUGCCACGCGCGCCCACAACGGCAAGUUCAUCGACUACCAGGGCCAGAAGAUCCGCUGGUGAGCGGCCACCGCCGGCAGACAGCAGCAGGGGUGCGAGGUGGGGGCUGGUGAUCAGAACAGGGUUAGAAAUGACGAAUCUCUGUGAUUCUCUAGAGGUUGUGGCCGGCAGGAGGUCUAUAUUUGGCCUCCACUUCUGUAGUUCAAAAGAGAUGCCAUGUAGUCACGAGUUGUCUCCCGAUAUCAGAUUGCCCCCUUCUACCUGCUAUGGUGCUAAGAUGGCAUAAUGGUUUGUCAGAAAUCUGAUCCUAUUCUUGUUUGUAGAUGGUGAUAUACAUUGGGCUUGAUGUGAUUAGGAUGCACCUUUUCAUCACCCAUACUCGUGUUUCGUAACUGUCUGCACUUGUUUUGUAGUAACAUGUCUUUGAAUAGCUACUACCCUAAUUUUGUUA